AUGGUCGUUGUAGCCCAGCCAGCACCGCCCAAGCAAAAAACAAAAGCCAAACAACGCUACUUGAAGCGCAAGAAAGAGCGCAAGAAAAACAAACCCAAGUCCGCCGCGAGACCAACCCACAAGGAUGCUGAGCAGUCCGAGUCUGACAGCGGAGAAGAUGACGAUGAAGAAGAGCCGCCCCUGCCAAAUGUUCAAGUAGUUGAGAAGCCUCCCAAGAAACGACAAAAAAUCGAAGUUCAACAGGAGAUGGAGGAUGUGGAAAUGGAUGAAGAACCGGUUAACACUCAGCAGCAAACGAAUGUCAUCCCACAAGAUUUACCACCUCUGCCUUCCUUCCCGCUCCCAGAACAUCCAGAUGCGCCGUCGAAAUCAGACCUCGCACUGCAAGGCCUCGAUCAGGCUCUAAUUGACGCGGAAUUGGUGAACGCGUCGCGUUUACUGCCUAUACCGCCGAACGGGGAAGAAGACGGGGGCACUGGAAUCGGCGAAAAGAUGAGGAGACGGCUAGUGGAUCUGGGUAUUGUUGAACUAUUCGCAGUCCAGACGAGUCUGUUACCUUUCUUGCUCUCUAAAGGCCUCAGGGACCAUGAUUUAUACCGCCCUUAUAACCCUCCUCGCGAUGUUUGUGUCUCCGCCCCAACAGGAAGUGGGAAGACGUUGGCCUAUGUUGUACCCAUCGUAGAGGUCCUCUCAGUUAGAAUCGUGACGCGAUUACGAGCACUUGUGGUUCUACCAACUAGGGACUUAGUGACGCAAGUGCGCGAGACAUUCGAGGCGGUUGGCAAGGGACGCGGACUCAAGAUUGGGACUGCUACUGGUCAGCAUUCGUUCUCACAUGAGCAGGCUCAGCUGGUUGGGGGCAAUCUAGCUUCUCUUGCUGGGGGCUUAAGUCGCGUGGAUAUACUCAUUUGCACCCCUGGUCGCUUAAUUGACCACUUGAACGAGACCCCCAAUUUUUCGCUUCAACAUCUUAGGUUUCUCGUGAUUGACGAAGCAGAUCGUCUUCUGGCACAGUCCUUCCAAGACUGGUUGGCACAGGUUCUCGCUGCGACCCGUCCACCAUCUGAUCUAGUUCUCAAACACAAAGAAAUUCCCAGGCGGCAUGAUGCUGUGGCUCCUGCGUUUCGCUCGUUAUUGCCCUACCCAGUGCUACCUAGCAUCAUGGAUCGGAGGGAAUCUUCAUGUCAAAAGCUCCUGUUUUCAGCAACACUAACGCGGGACCCUGGGAAACUUGCAGCACUUGAUCUUCGCGAUCCCAAAUACUUUAUCGUGCAGGAGAGCAAAGACACCGAUGGCAUAUUAGAUGUUGCGAUGGAUAAAUUCUCCAUGCCUGCAACGCUCACCGAGCGGAUGCUGGUGUGCGAGUCGUCGUUGAAGCCGCUAUUUUUCUUUUACAUAAUUCUGGAGCAUGGGAUUACUAAUGCGUUGGUGUUCACAAAGUCGGCUGAGUCGACAGCUCGUCUCGUCCGACUCUUCGAAUUCUUCGAGAGUGCGAGGAAGUCUUCGACGACAACCAUGAAGGCAUAUUCAAGCGAUCUCACUGCCAACGAACGUAAAACAAUAUUAGACAAGUUCAAGGCCCAAGAAAUCAAAAUUUUGGUUUGUUCAGACUUGAUUUCGCGCGGUAUAGAUAUCAGCCAUGUGUCACAUGUAGUGAGCUACGAUGCACCCAUCGACAUGCGUAAAUAUGUCCACCGGGUCGGUCGCACAGCUCGAGCCGGGCGAUCAGGCGAUGCAUGGACAUUAGUUGAGGAGCAGGAGGCUCGUUACUUCAAAACAAUGAUGAAGGAAGCAGACCACUUUGCUAAGCUGAAGCGACUUCGUGCUGGGGAGAAGGAAUUAGGCCCAAUCCGAGGAUUCUACGAGUCUGCUUUAGGCCAGCUGAAGGAGUCGUAUGGCAAGACGUAG
Mycena indigotica is the source of this 1908-nucleotide messenger RNA. RefSeq names its product ABC protein. NCBI's taxonomy places the organism in Eukaryota, Fungi, Basidiomycota, Agaricomycetes, Agaricales, Mycenaceae. The record is from RefSeq and is a predicted model, not a curated record. Gene Ontology annotation, cellular component: nucleus. The transcript has 10 exons. Bases 1 to 1908 code for a protein of 635 amino acids. Gene Ontology annotation, molecular function: nucleic acid binding; ATP binding.